Messenger RNA from Fusarium venenatum, 1431 nucleotides. The record is from RefSeq and is a predicted model, not a curated record. Lineage: Eukaryota; Fungi; Ascomycota; Sordariomycetes; Hypocreales; Nectriaceae.
AUGGCCGUCGAAUCUAACACAAAACUCAGCUUCACCGAGUUCUACAACGUCAUCGACGGAAAGCUCGAAACCACCAAGGAGACCCUCCAGAAUACCAACCCCUCUACCCUUGAGAAGAACCACCCAGUGCCGGUUUCAACCCAAGAAGAUGUUGACAGAGCUGUCGAAGCUGCCAAGAAGGCUUCUGAGACCUGGGCCGAUGUCCCGUACAAGGAGCGACAGAACCUAGUGGCUAAGUAUGCCGACGGUAUUGAUGCUAUCAAGGAGGAGCUUGCUGUCUUGUUAGUCAAGGAGCAAGGAAAAUCUAUGCAACUGGCCCAAUACGAGAUCAUGUUGGCUGUUCAGUUCCUCAAGGGAUAUGCAGAGCUGCCUGAUCCUCAGCAGUUGAUUGAGGACAAACCAGGCCGUAAAGUCGUCACAAAAUACGUCCCUCUCGGUGUUGCCGUCGGUAUCGUGCCUUGGAACUCUACUGCCAAGAUCGGCCCAGCUCUGAUUGCGGGUAACGCUUUCAUUCUCAAACCAUCACCUUUCACUCCCUACUGCGGACUGAAGCUCGCUGAGCUGGCCCUCCAGUAUUUCCCCACAGGUGUCGUCCAAGCACUUAGCGGUAACGAUAGCCUUGGACCUUGGCUCACAGCGCAUCCCGGCGUGGACAAGGUCAGCUUUACUGGAUCUACAGCAACUGGAAAGAAGGUCUUGCAGAGCGCUGCACCAACGCUUAAGCGCGUCACCCUCGAAUUGGGAGGAAACGAUCCCGCCAUUGUCUGCGAUGAUGUUGAUGUUAAGGAGAUUGCUCCCAAGAUUGCCUUCGGAGCACUCAUGAACUCUGGUCAGCUCUGCAUGGCCAUCAAGCGAAUCUACGCCCAUGAGUCGAUCUACGACGACUUGGUGAAAGAGCUAGCCGCGGCGGUCAACAGCUUUACUGUGGGUGAUGGUCUGGAUAGCAACACAGCCCUGGGUCCCGUACAGAACCACCUACAGUUCGAUAGAGUGAAGAACCUACUCGCCGAUAUCGAGUCCCAGGGUUACAAGCUAGCAGCUGGUUCGACCAGUGCAUCAACAGCCGGCAAGGGAUACUUUAUCACCCCUACCAUUGUCGAGAACCCCCCCGAUGAUUCAAGAAUCGUGGUUGAGGAGCCAUUUGGCCCUGUCUUCCCUGUGUUGAAGUGGACGGACGAACAGGACGUCCUUCGACGUGCCAACGACAACCCUAUGGGUCUUAGUGCCUCUGUCUGGACUAAGGAUAUGGAGAAGGCGGAGAGAAUGGCCGGCAAGAUUAAGGCAGGCACGGUUUGGAUUAACGCACAUCACGAGCUCAACCCCAAUGUUGCCUUUGGAGGUGCUAAGCAGAGUGGUCUUGGUGCUGAGCAUGGAAUCGAGGGUAUUAAGGCGUACUGCACCACUAAGUCCCUGUACUUCAACGCGGCUUAG